ACUUAAGCUACUUUCGCGCGUGAUUCGCAUCAUGAAGGUACGUUUAAGCUAUGGAUGAUCUAGUCAAGAGACUUCAAUGAGCUUGGCAUGUUACUACGGUGAUAUCAAGCUUAGAUUUAUACACAAUGUAUAAAAACAUCAGUCCCUCUACGGCGACGCAAGUCCUUCUCUUACUAUUCAAUCUAAUGUUAGACCCUCGUCAUUUACAGUUAUCAUUUCAGUAUAAUAUGUUAAGAAACAAUAUUAUUUUCUCUCUAUCUACCUAGAGGAUUUAGUAAGUGCCAAGGGUGCUUUUAGUGAGAGCACUUAAAUUUCCCUUCCAGGAAUCCCCACAUCGAAAAACCGGCCAAGUAUUGGAAUGUUCGUCAUGGCCUACAUAUCCCCGCUCGAGCCGACGGCAACCACUCGAUCUUCUAUCCAACUUUGGUUAAUAUUUCUUACUAAAAUCUUCGUACUUAAUCAUAUCAUGGGUUUCGCAAUGUCAAGGCCUACGCAAACAUCACUAAUCAACAAUCAACAUGAUCAGAUUAUACCUGAUUACACAACGUCGGAAGCCGGCAACCCAUUCAUAGAGGGUUGGUAUGCUGACCCAGAUACGGAGAUCUACGAUAGCAUCUACUGGGUCUACCCAACUGCAUCUUAUUCAUACGAGCAACAGACAUAUCUCGACGCUUUUUCUAGUCCGGAUCUGAUUAAAUGGACGAAACAUCGUAACAUCCUCACUACGGAUAAUGUUUCUUGGGCUGUUAAUGCUAUGUGGGCGCCAGCACCAAUUUAUAGAAAUGGCAAAUAUUUCUUAUAUUUCGGAGCGAAUGAUAUUAUGGAAGAUGCACCCGAGGGAGUAGUUGGUGGCAUUGGAGUCGCGGUCGCAGAUAAACCGGAAGGUCCGUACGUCGAUGCUAUCGGAGAACCUCUAAUUGGGGAAUACCACAACGGCGCACAGCCAAUCGACCAGGAUGUCUUUAUAGACGACGUGGAUGGACAGGCUUAUAUCUACUACGGCGGUCAUUCGCAUGCUAAUGUGGCGAAGCUAAAUGAGGAUAUGAUAUCGAUCGGAACAUUCGAUGAUGGGACACAAUUUAAAGAGAUUACCCCGGAAAACUACGUCGAAGGUUCCCAGAUGAUCAAGCGCAACGGCAUUUAUUACUUCAUGUGGUCAGAGGGCGUUUGGACAGGUCCCGAUUAUUCGGUAUCCUACGCGAUGUCGGACACCCCACUAGGUCCGUUCAAAAGAGUGGCCAAGAUCUUGGAGCAGGAUGAUUCGGUGGCUAGAAGCAGUGGACACCACGGGGUCAUAAAUAUUCCAGGCACAGAUAUAUGGUACAUCGUCUAUCACCGCCGCCCGUUAAGCGAAACCGACGACAACCAUCGCGUUUUAGCAUAUGAUCGUAUGUACUUCAACGAGGAUGGGACCAUCGCACCAGUUACGAUGCUAGUCAAGGACAAUUUCGCUAACGGCGAAAUGUUCAACUGGAAGACGUAUGGCGGAGACUGGUUUGUAGUGGACCAUAAACUCAACGCUGCCGAGUCAAUUGGAGCUCGAGCGUUCCUUGAUACCAACUUCGCGGAUCUAGUCUUUGAUGCGACUAUCUCUAACAUCACAGGAGACAGCGGGGAUGCGGGGCUUGUUUUCCGGGCUACAGAUCUCUCCACUGGGGCCGAUGAGUUCAAGGGGUAUUAUGCGGGGAUCUCGCCAGCCGGCGUGGUUUUCCUCGGGAAAGCCGACUCGGGAACUUGGACGUCUAUUUAUGAAGCCGGCAUAGACAUAUUCAGUGAUGUGCAGUAUAGAAUCAGGAUAACAGCGGUCGGGAGUAAAAUAAGUGUCUUUGUGGAUGAUUUGGAUAAUGCGAAGAUCGUUGUUACGGAUGAGUCGUUUACUAGAGGGGCAACGGGGGUAGGGGUUCGGUACGGCGGUGCCACUUUUGACUCCGUUUCUGUAGCAAAACCAUAGGAAGACAAUAUAAUAAAGCUAUAAUAAAGGCGUGAAGUUCCUCUUGAGAACAAAUUGCAGGCAAAUAUUGACCUAGGUAUGAGCUACUUGGUCAUCAGCUAGGUAGGUAUUUAGGGCUAGGGUUAGG
This is a messenger RNA of Hypoxylon trugodes, 2078 nucleotides long. Its product is annotated as carbohydrate-binding module family 66 protein. Gene Ontology annotation, molecular function: hydrolase activity, hydrolyzing O-glycosyl compounds. The transcript has a single exon. Bases 359 to 1951 code for a protein of 530 amino acids. The record is from RefSeq and is a predicted model, not a curated record. Gene Ontology annotation, biological process: carbohydrate metabolic process. NCBI's taxonomy places the organism in Eukaryota, Fungi, Ascomycota, Sordariomycetes, Xylariales, Hypoxylaceae.